UUUGAAUCUGAAAAUAUCGUCUUAGACGGGAAGACCGUCUUAGCCUUACGAGAGAGCAACGACGAGAGAGAGGUGAGGAUCCGCAGCUUAUUCGAUUUCUUCGACAACUCCACUCUCGGCUUCUUAGACUACGCCCAGAUCGAAAAGGGCCUCGCUUCCCUCCAGAUCCCUCCCGAGUACAAGUACGCCAGAGACCUCUUCAGAGUCUGCGACGCCAACAGAGACGGCCGCGUCGAUUACCACGAGUUCCGCCGCUACAUCGACGCCAAGGAGCUCGAGCUUUACAGAAUCUUCCAAGCCAUCGACGUCGCUCACCACGGCUGCAUUUUGCCCGAGGAGCUCUGGGAGGCCCUCGUCAAAGCCGGCAUUGAGAUGGACGACGAGGAGCUCGCGCGCUUCGUGGAGCAUGUUGAUAAGGACAACAACGGAACGAUAACGUUCGAGGAGUGGAGGGACUUUCUUUUACUAUACCCUCACGAAGCCACCAUUGAGAACAUAUACCAUCACUGGGAGAGAGUGUGCUUGAUAGACAUUGGGGAGGUAGCUGUUAUCCCGGACGGUAUAAGCCAACACGUCAAAGGAAGCAGAUUACUUCUCGCCGGAGGACUAGCCGGAGCCGUUUCCAGAACCGCGACCGCGCCUCUGGACCGCCUCAAAGUCGUUCUGCAGGUCCAGAGGGGGCACGCGGGUGUCCUCCCGACCGUUAGGAAGAUAUGGAGGGAAGAUAAGUUAACAGGUUUCUUCAGAGGCAAUGGUUUAAACGUCAUGAAGGUAACUCCCGAGAGCGCCAUUAAGUUCUGCGCUUACGAGAUGCUGAAGCCUUUGAUUGGGGGAGAGGGAGGAGGAGAUGUUGGGACGAGCGGGAGGCUUUUGGCCGGGGGAAUGGCUGGCGCGGUGGCUCAGACCGCGAUUUACCCGAUGGAUUUGGUGAAGACGAGGCUGCAGACUUGUGUGAGUGAAGGUGGGAAGGCGCCGAAGCUGUGGAAGCUCACUAAGGAUAUAUGGGUGAGAGAGGGCCCCAGGGCGUUCUACAAGGGUCUCUUUCCUUCUCUUCUUGGGAUUGUACCUUAUGCGGGCAUCGACUUAGCUGCUUAUGAAACGUUAAAGGACUUGUCUAGGACGUACAUUCUUCAUGACACCGAGCCGGGUCCGUUGAUACAGCUGAGCUGUGGGAUGACAUCAGGAGCUCUUGGUGCAUCGUGCGUUUACCCAAACGAGUUUGAUUUAUUUCUGUUUGUUAGAAUGCAAGCGGAUAGUUCAGAGACGACGAUGAAGCAAGAGUUUAUGAAAACGAUGAGAGGGGAAGGUGUGAGAGGAUUCUACAGAGGACUUUUACCGAAUCUUCUCAAAGUGGUUCCAGUGGCUAGCAUUACGUAUAUUGUUUAUGAAGCUAUGAAGAAAAAUAUGGCUCUUGAUUAAAAAGCCAAAUACGAAAAAAAUUCUCGGAGUUAGUCAUUCUUUUUUGUUGUUCGCAAAAGAUCUUUUUGUUCUUGAGGUUUAUUUAGAGCAUGAUUAUCGCAAAAGUUAGUUUAAGAGUUU
Brassica oleracea var. oleracea is the source of this 1539-nucleotide messenger RNA. Its product is annotated as calcium-binding mitochondrial carrier protein SCaMC-1-like. The annotation marks the transcript as partial. NCBI's taxonomy places the organism in Eukaryota, Viridiplantae, Streptophyta, Magnoliopsida, Brassicales, Brassicaceae. Gene Ontology annotation, molecular function: ATP transmembrane transporter activity; calcium ion binding. Gene Ontology annotation, biological process: transmembrane transport. The record is from RefSeq and is a predicted model, not a curated record. The transcript is spliced from 4 exons.